GAGGAAGCAAGAAGAUCUCCAACGUUCCCAAACUUAUUUUAUUGUUCCAUCCUUUGCGUGCACAAUGAGAGAAAUUGUUCAUAUUCAGGCUGGCCAGUGUGGAAACCAGAUUGGUGCCAAAUUCUGGGAAGUGAUUAGUGACGAGCAUGGCAUCGAUCCCACGGGGACCUACCAUGGAGACAGUGACCUGCAGCUGGACAGGAUCAACGUUUACUAUAAUGAAGCGACAGGAGGCAAAUAUGUGCCGCGUGCUGUUCUUGUGGACUUGGAACCAGGCACCAUGGACUCUGUGAGAUCUGGACCGUUUGGCCAGAUAUUUCGACCUGACAAUUUUGUGUUUGGUCAAAGCGGUGCUGGUAACAACUGGGCCAAAGGUCAUUACACCGAGGGAGCUGAGGUGGUGGACUCGGUCCUGGAUGUUGUGCGCAAAGAGUCGGAAAACUGCGACUGCCUGCAAGGUUACCAGCUCACACAUGCCCUCGGCGGUGGAACAGGAUCAGGCAUGGGAACCUUGCUCAUCAGCAAGAUCCGUGAGGAAUACCCUGAUAGGAUCAUGAAUACGUUCAGCGUGGUGCCUUCACCUAAGGUGUCCGACACGGUGGUGGAGCCGUACAACGCCACCCUGUCCAUCCACCAGCUGGUUGAGAACACAGAUGAAACCUACUGCAUCGACAACGAGGCUCUCUACGACAUCUGUUUCCGCACGCUCAAGCUGACCACGCCCACUUACGGAGACCUGAACCACCUGGUUUCCUCCACCAUGAGCGGCGUCACCACCUGCCUACGCUUCCCGGGUCAGCUCAACGCCGACCUCCGAAAACUGGCCGUCAACAUGGUGCCUUUCCCCCGUUUACACUUCUUCAUGCCGGGCUUUGCCCCCCUGACCAGCAGGGGGAGCCAGCAGUACCGAGCUCUAACCGUUGCCGAACUCACCCAGCAAGCGUUCGACGCCAAGAACAUGAUGGCGGCGUGCGACCCGCGUCAAGGCCGCUACCUGACCGUGGCCACCAUUUUCCGGGGGCGCAUGUCCAUGAAGGAGGUGGACGAGCAGAUGCUCAACGUGCAGAACAAGAACAGCAGCUACUUCGUCGAGUGGAUCCCCAACAACGUCAAGACCGCCGUCUGCGACAUUCCUCCCCGCGGCCUCAAGAUGGCCGUCACCUUCAUCGGCAACACCACCGCCAUCCAGGACAUGUUCAAACGUAUCUCUGAGCAGUUCACAGCCAUGCUGCGUCGGAAGGCCUUCCUGCACUGGUACACGGGCGAAGGCAUGGACGAGAUGGAGUUCACCGAAGCCGAGAGCAACAUGAAUGAUCUGGUGUCCGAGUACCAGCAGUACCAGGACGCCAGUGCGGAGGAUGAAGGGGAAGGCGAGGAAGAGGGCGAAGAAGAUUAAGCGUAUUGUUACAUUAUUAGUAUUAUACCUUUUGUUCUAAAUAUUGUCUCACAUUGGCAAAACUAAAUUGGCCCUAGUGUGUGAAUGUGAGUGUGAAUGUUGUCUGUCUAUCUGUGUUGGCCCUGUGAUGAGGUGGCGACUUGUCCAGGGUGUACCCCGCCUUCCGCCUGAUUGUAGCUGAGAUAGGCUCCAGCGACCCCAAAGGGAAUAAGCGGUAGAAAAUGGAUGGAUGGAUGAACAAGUUCACCAGAUUUCAGUCAUGCUAAUUAUGCAAAUUGAUUUAAACUAGUUGGUAUUGUUAUUAAUUAGGCUCUUGUGUAUCAACCAUGGCCGCCCCACCCUAUACAUAUUGAUCAUGCGCCAUGCCAGCCAUUGGGCAUGAAGGGGCGUUUUGCGUGUAUAAUUAAUUAAUUAAGGGGCGCUUCAUCUGAAAUUUUACCGCAAACAUUUCGAGCCGCUUCCUGCUCCGUCACUGAUAAGAUAUAAUGUCAAACUUCCCAACACAAAUGCAACUAGCUCCUGUGGGGUACAGUGUUAGUCAUUUUAUUGUGAGACAGGUACUGAGCUCAAAUCUUGGUCUGACCUGAUUUAGGAAGGUUUUUAAUUACCGUAUUUCUCGGACUAUAAGGCGCUGUUAAAAUCCUUUAAUUUUCUCAAAUCGACAGUGUCUUGUGUAACUGAAUUCUGGUUGUGCUUACCAACCUCGAAGCAAUUAUAUUUGAUACAUGGUGUAAUAAGUGUGACCAGUAGAUGGCAAUCUCAUAAGAGAUUUGUAGACUUUGGUAAGCUACUGAGCCGCACCACUUGAUGGAUUGUCAGCGCAAUACGGCUACCGUAGUCAGACGUGCUGUGCUUCAACAUACGGGUAUUAUGGAGUGUGUGUGUGUGUGUACAUAAGGACCCCAAAAUGGCACCUAUUGGAAUACAUGUGGCGUUUUGUUUCGCCUUAUUAUGCAAAAUCAACUUUUCUUACCUAUUGGUACCUGCUAAUGUGUAUUUGGGAUCUGCAUAAGUUCGGAAAAUGUGUGCCUGUGUAGCCUGUGCCGUAGUCAAUAAGCUCCUUUUUUGCGGGGCAUGCAUCAUCCGCUGUUGUCAUUUCUAAUAUAAAAUAGUGUAUACUGUAGUUCUGACAUCUGUCAGUAGACUCGCUAUGGGAGCGCCAAAAACUACAACAAAAAAUGAGAAGAUGCUGUCGAAGUGGAACCACGUAAAUAAGACCGCCCACAAAAUGGCGCAUCCUGAUGACGAAAAAAGCGGCUUAACGAUGGUCUUUAAAACAUAAUAGAUGCAACAUUUUGACCAAAAAAACACCAUUACAUGUUACGUAGACCACAAGAAAGUGUUUUAAAUGUAGAAAAAUGCAUCAUAAUAUGACACCUUUAAUGGGUCUUACAAUUUGUUGCGCCUUUUGUAUGGAAAUACAUCUGAAUAGACCCGCUCAUUGGCAGCGCGCCUUAUCAUUCAGUGCGCUCUAUGGUCCGAAACAUACGGUAUGUUAAAAUUGGUAUUUUAUCUUACAAUUUUUUUUUUAUUCCCCAUUAUUUUUGUUACCACAAAACAUGCAUAAAUUAAAUUUAAGUUUGAUUAAAAAGUAUGAAAAAUAUAUUUUUUAGCCUAGGGGCAGCCCUGCUAUCAACUAUUACAAUAAAAGUUCAAUCAUCAAUGUUUGAUAUUGAAAUUAAAACGAUUAAGUUUUGAUAUGACCUUGACGGAGACCUCUUACAACCCUCUGCUUGCCCCCAAUGGACUGAACUCUCAUAUUAUCAUGAAUCAUUUGCAAUAACUACCCACAUCUGCGGCCCCUUCCCAAGGACUCUGUUCUCCCAUUUUGGGUUUUAAGUUUUUCCUUGCCCGGAUGUGUGUUCAGACCAGUGAUUUCAU
Messenger RNA from Entelurus aequoreus (snake pipefish), 3277 nucleotides. Its product is annotated as tubulin beta-4B chain-like. The record is from RefSeq and is a predicted model, not a curated record. The coding region runs from base 65 to 1396 and encodes 443 amino acids. The transcript is spliced from 5 exons. Gene Ontology annotation, biological process: microtubule cytoskeleton organization; mitotic cell cycle. Gene Ontology annotation, cellular component: cytoplasm; microtubule. Gene Ontology annotation, molecular function: GTP binding; structural constituent of cytoskeleton; GTPase activity. Lineage: Eukaryota; Metazoa; Chordata; Actinopteri; Syngnathiformes; Syngnathidae.